CUGCAGUAAUAAUAAAAUGCGCGUGUGUGUGAAAGUUGUGUUGUGAGUGGAGAAAGAAACACUAUCUAUUUGGUACAAUUUCUCUAUCUCUAGACAAAAACAUCUUUUGUUUAUGCUUCAAACCUCAACGACCGGUUCGGUCGUUUCUCUUUGGAAGCCACCACCAUCUACUGAGCAUGCCAUUAUAUUAUGUGUUGGAAGGUCGUCAUCACGGUGAGUAAGAGCAAAAAGGUUAGGGUUCAAUUGUAAAAGAUGAGUUUAAUAUCACAGAAAGCUCGUCCUAAAAAUGAGACCAAAAGGGAGGAGGACGUUAAAGAAAAAGAGGUCGAAGACGGUAAAGAGUGUGAUGUUGAAAUCUUGGAAGUGAAAAGGAGGAAGACGGAAAAGACAAUUGGUCGAGUUAAAAGGCAGAGAUUUAAAUCUAUAAAUAAGUGCACUUACUCUGACUCACGUCAUCAUGACCGUGCAACAAACAAGCAGAAUAUGAAUAUUCAGCAAAACUCAAAUAGUAGUAAGAAUUUUGAUCUGAUUUCAAAGCUUCCUCAAGAGUUGAUGCUUGCUAUCCUUAGUUUGGUUCCUCUUAAGUGUCUGCUUAACUCUGCAAGGCACGUUUCCAAACCUUGGGCUACUGCUAUUCAAGCCUGCCUACGUGGUAAACCACCUGGUAUUUAUAUUGAAAUUAUACAUGCAACAGAGGCUUCUUAUUUCUUGAAUAUUCAAGACUAUGUCAAGGGACAUUCUGAAAGGAUUUAUUUGGGACUCUCUUGGAGAUUUGGAGAGAUAGUCGCCAUUUCUGAUGGCAUGUUUCUGCUUUGUGAUCGUUUUAGACUUACUUACGUCGUAAACCCCAUCAUUAAGUGCUGCUUUAGAAUUCCUCCUUUACCCCUUUCAAAACUACACGCUCAAUUGCGAUCUACUAUAGCAUGUGUUCCCCGCACUGGCAAGUUCAAGGUGUUCUUAAUAGAUGACCAAAAUGUUUCAGGGGUCAAUUGGUAUGUUUUCAACGUCCUAAGAAUUGGAAUUGACAACACAUGGAAAGAGAUAGUUAGAAAAGAAGUUAAGUUGUUGAAUUACACGGGUCUUUUAGCAUGGAAACCAGUUCAUAAUGGAGACAAUGAUAUUUAUUGGAUAACAGAGGAAGGAGUGAUUGUGAUGGAUGUUGACAAGGAAAUUAUUAUAAGAGAAUAUCCACUCCCCCCUCAACCAGUGGAUACUUUUCCACUUCCAGUUUAUUUAUGGACGGGAGAUUGUCUUUCUUUCUUUAUGGAUGAAAAAGACAGUAGAACAUAUCAAAUCUAUACUUUGGAUAUGGAUUCAGGAAAAUGGACUCUUUAUCAUGAGAUUAGACCUUUUCAUAAUGCGGGUAUUUGCAGCCAUAUGCUUGGUUUUGAUUUUAAUAUAAUGGCAACGUCUAUGAUUUUUCGGUUUUGGAUCAACGACCAAAUUAUCUUUAUGGUAAUGUUUGUUCCAAAAUCUAUUUCGGGUCCAACAGGAUUAGCGACACAUGUACACUUUUGUUACAAUAUCAAAACAAGACAAGUGGCAAAGAUUGAUUUCAUUCCAAUAGGCGAUUUCAAGGCAUGGCUUCAUACCCCAACUCUAACUCGUUGCUAAGUACUCCAAUGUAUGCCUAUGUAGAAGUAUUUAUAUUUAUAUUUGUCCUGCUUGGCCAAAACAAGGAAAAAAGAAUGAAUAUUUAGGAACAUUCAUAUUUCAUUAUUAUUAUUAUUAUUA
This is a messenger RNA of Cicer arietinum (chickpea), 1734 nucleotides long. Lineage: Eukaryota; Viridiplantae; Streptophyta; Magnoliopsida; Fabales; Fabaceae. The record is from RefSeq and is a predicted model, not a curated record.